Messenger RNA from Miscanthus lutarioriparius, 1491 nucleotides. The record is from the annotation of a GenBank genome assembly. Lineage: Eukaryota; Viridiplantae; Streptophyta; Magnoliopsida; Poales; Poaceae.
AUGGCCGAGGUGGGGAAGAUCAUCCCACACUUCAAUGGCUUGAUCCGAAAUGGGCUCGACGGAGCCCAGUUGGUCGUUACCUUCGUGUGUCGUCGGAUCCAACCGAUCAAGAAGAGGUGCCAUCGGAUGUCUGAGUUCACAGGUAUUUCUGACCCGACACGAGAGAGGUCGAUAAAGUUGACUGGAGAUGAUAUUCUUUCCCGGGUGGCCCAGCUCUUGUCAACUGAUACUAACAUUUGCACUAAUGGCAAGCCACUUCCGUGUCAUCACAAACGACCGCCGGAAAAUUACCUGAGCAAGUACCUUUCCACGACUCUGGAGGAAGACGAAGAGGGAGUAGACAUGCCACAGGCGACGGUCAGCGUCACCAUAGUCAGCCAGCCCCCUCUGAAGAAACCGAGGACCCUUGGUGCCGGCUCCUCUGGGGAGUUGGUCCAACAGAAGGGCAAUGAAGUUGUGGCCCGCUCCUGCAGUGAGCUGGCACAACAGAGAGAGUCUGGCAACAGUGCGCCAAUUGCCCAGCCGCCGCCUGACGAUGGGGACACGGAGACCAUGUCCCAUUGGAAGAAGAGAAAGUCCGAUGAGGCCCUCGCCUGCUCCACCCCAGACCUGGGGCUGCAAGAUCUGUCAUAUCUUGGUAGGGUGGCGAUUUUUAAGAGGGAGGAGAAGUUGUCCAAGGAUGUUAUGUUACCCUGUCUGUUGCUGCACUCCAGUGCCUCGCCAACCAUGGAAGUAAGCACCUCUACCAGCAGGGAGGCAGCAGAUCUCACUGCCCCACACCGUGAGGAGAUGCCAGACAACGAGUCCGUGCCCCUGUUGCCUCCACAGGCAGCCUCUCCGUCUCCGACACCUCUAUCGGAGCCACGUUCACUCCAGUCACCGCCAGCAUGUCAAUCUCCUCCUACUACAACACUGUCCGCCUUGACUGUUCCCGAGUCAAUCAAGAUGACGCAUGUGCCUUGCCGGCCUCUCCCAUGUGACAACCAGGGGUCCAGUCAGCAGUCCGUUGGGUUCGCUACUGACUCCGUUGAAGUGGAGGGAGAGGAGAACAAGGAGCUGGAAGUUAAAUUGAAGCAGGAGAACAAGGAGCUGGAGUUUAAAUUGAAGCAGGAGAACAAGAAUCUGGAGGUUAAAUUGAAGCAGGAGAACAAGGAGCUGGAGGUUAAAUUGAAGCAGGAGAACGAGGUCGCUCGAGCUUUUGAGAAGAAGGCCAGUGAUCUGUCUAAGGAGCUUGACAUUGUGCGCGCGGAUCGCGAUUCCCUCAGCCGGAGGUUCCAGGAUGCCAAGAAGAAAGCUGCUGACUUGUGUGAUGCCUUCAAUGCUCCCUGCAACAAGUUCUCGAUUGACAAUUCGACCCCGGACAGUGUUGAGGUUGUCACCGAGCGACUGGGUAACUUCCCGACUGAGCUGACAGAUGAAGCAGUAGCAGCAGCAGCUGAUGGGGGGCACUGCUGCAUCGGGAUGCAGUUAGCGCUUGUAACAAGAGGUUGA